Cryptococcus wingfieldii CBS 7118 is the source of this 2316-nucleotide messenger RNA. Its product is annotated as WSC domain-containing protein. The transcript has 9 exons. NCBI's taxonomy places the organism in Eukaryota, Fungi, Basidiomycota, Tremellomycetes, Tremellales, Cryptococcaceae. The record is from RefSeq and is a predicted model, not a curated record. Bases 1 to 2316 code for a protein of 771 amino acids.
AUGAGGUUCUCUACUGCUUUCUCCAUCAUUGCUGCCUUGGCUGCUCCCGCCAAUGCCUAUUUCAUCCUCUCUCACCCCGUCCUUGAGACUACCAGGCUAGACCCUAUCGUAUCUCCUGGAGUCAUCUCUGGCCAUGUGCACUCUGUUGUCGGUGGUAACAACUUUGACAAGACCAUGACCUACAACUCUACUCAGCAGGGAACGUGUACUACUGCUACUGUCUCCGUGGACAAGAGUAACUACUGGACACCUCAGUUGUACUACUACAGCCCCACCGACGACACCUACGAGGCCAUCACUGUCUCAUUCGUCAACACCUACUACCUCCCUCGUUACUCCUCUGGCGAGACCACCGUCCGCGCCUUCCCCGACGGUCUUCGUAUGACCUCUGGUGACCCUUACCGUCGUACCUACAACAACGAUGCCGACUCGAACGCCAUCUCCUAUGUCUGCCUCGACUAUGACACUAGCCACUCUGGCGACACUGCCUGGGACCAGCGCAACAGCUUCUUCGAGCACAACUGCCCUAACGGUAUGCGAGCUCAGGUCAACUUCCGUUCUUGCUGGGACGGUGUCAACCUUGACUCGGACGACCACCAGUCCCACAUGGCUUGGCCCAGUGGCGGCGUCGACGGCGGUGACUGUCCUUCUACCCACCCUGUCCGACUCGUCUCUCUCUUCUACGAGUUCAUCUACAAUGUGCAAGACUUCCCUUACAACGGCGUUGGUAACACGACUUGGGUUUGGUCUUUCGGCGACGUUACUGGUUAUGGUUUCCACGGUGAUUUCGUCAACGGCUGGCCCGCUCACGUCAAUGGCACCAACGUCCUGCAAGAGGCCCUCGACGAGUGCAACGACAACAACGGUGUCGGCGGCGAGCUCGCCGCCUGUGCUCCCUUCGUCCCUUACCUCGACUCUGCGUCCGCUGAAGGCUGUACUCCUUUGAACGAUUUGGUCAACGAAGAUAUCGGAAGCGGUCACACCAUCUCCAGGCUUCCUGGCGACAACCCCCUCUGGAUCGGCAACUCUACCACCAAGCCCUCGUGGGGCGACUCUUCCGACAGCGACAUUGGUUUCACCGACUUCAAGUCUACCAUCCCCGAUGGCUAUACCGAAGUCGGCUGUAUGGCCGAGGGCACUAGCGGGCGUGCGUUGACUGGAGCUUCUUUCAGCGCUACCAACAUGACUCGGGGUAUUUGCGUUCAAUGGUGUGAAGACCAGGGAUAUCCUCUCGCCGGCAUGGAAUACGGAUCCGAGUGCUACUGUGGCGUCUCUAUCCGAAACGGCGCCUCCAACACUACUCUUCUCGCCGACUCUGAGUGCAACUACGCUUGUGCCGACAACGACUAUGAGAACUGCGGCGGGUCCGCCACUCUCUCCCUCUUCAACAACCCCUCUUUGUAUCAGGUCUACACCUAUCCCACCGGCUGGAGCUCCUCUGGUUGCAUGACUGAGGCUACGAACGCCAGGGCCCUUGCUAAGUACUCUGUCACCAGCGACAGUAUGACUCCUCAAGUCUGUAUCGCCGCUUGUCAGGCCAAGGGUUACACAAUCGCUGGUAUCGAGUACUCGUCGGAAUGCUACUGUGCCAACGCGUUCUCUACUGGAAGUGUCGCAGCCGACGACUCAUCUUGCUCGAUGUCUUGUUCUGGUGACGCUUUGCAAACUUGUGGCGGUAGCAGAAGGCUAUCUACCUGGACAUACAGCAACUCUUCCUCCAGCUUCUCGUCCUCUUCUUCCUCGUCAACUUCCAGCCUCUCUUCUACUUCUUCUGCGUCGACCACCAAAGUUUCUACCUCCUCCACUUUUGCGUCUACCUCCAAAACCUCUACCUCCACUUCUGCGUCCACGACCAAGGCUUCCACUUCCACCUCUGCGUCUAAGACCAAGGCCUCUACCUCUUCUACUACCACCAAAGCUUCUACCACCACCUCCAAGGCGUCUACCACCUCUAGCAGCACCAGCACCUCAGCUUCUGCCACCUCUACCAUCGCUUCCCUCUACGUGGGCUGCUACUCUGACAGCUCUCCCCGCCACCUUGACGGUUCUUCAUACACCUCGAGCAGCGCCAUGACCAACGAGGCGUGUAUUUCGUACUGCGGCAACCUUGGCUUUGCCUACAGCGGAACCGAGUACGCUUCUGAAUGUCACUGUGGCAACAUUGUUCAGGCUUCUCUUCUUCGUGAAGAGUCUCAUUGCAAGAGCGUUUGCACUGGCGACGCGACCGAGGUCUGUGGGUGGGGUGGAAACUUGAGUAUCUACGAGACCGGAGUGUCCGCUACCAAGCGCUCUCUGUCCGCCAAGUUUAGGCUUUAG